Molecule: messenger RNA, 618 nt
Organism: Malassezia japonica
Lineage: Eukaryota; Fungi; Basidiomycota; Malasseziomycetes; Malasseziales; Malasseziaceae
Gene: PSF2
Product: DNA replication protein psf2
Exons: 5
Coding region: 1-618 (205 amino acids)
Biological process (GO): DNA replication; double-strand break repair via break-induced replication
Cellular component (GO): nucleus; GINS complex
Source: RefSeq, a predicted model, not a curated record
AUGGCGCUGCCCGCAGCGACGCAGUAUGGUAUUCUGCCGACCGAAAUGGAAUAUGUAGCGAGUUCCGAGACUCUUAUUCGGAUUCUUCCGCUCGUAUCUGUCGACCGCGUGCGGCUUUUGAGCGGGACGUACGGUCCUUUCCGGCCGCCCGCACACGCCGAGGUUCCGCUUUGGCUUGCGUUGUCACUGCGCAAGAAGCGCAAGUGUGUCAUUAUCCCCCCCGACUGGCUCAGUGUUGACGCGCUCACAGAAUAUGUGCGCCAAGAAACGACAUCGCUCCCCUUUGCACCCCUCCCACUCCACUAUGUCGCGAUUGCGAAGCUGCUGCUGGAACAAGCAUCGGAAGAUAUCCCCUCGUCGUCGCGCGUGCGUGCGCUAUUAAAAGACCUGCGCGAGGCGCGGCAAAGCAAAGUACUGUCAGGCCUCGAAAUGGUGAAUCCGGCGCAUCUCGAAAUGACCAAUAUUUCCUCGCUCGAGAUUGCCGAGCUACGUCCCUUUUUCGCUACGGCCCUCCAGCAGCUGCAGGCAAUUCAAGCGCAACCGCAAGAAGUCUCCGAGAACACCGAACCAGAACAUGCGCAUGCCGACGACACCGACAUUACAACGCAUCUACUGUAG